This is a messenger RNA of Lotus japonicus, 1154 nucleotides long. Its product is annotated as cytokinin riboside 5'-monophosphate phosphoribohydrolase LOG1. Gene Ontology annotation, molecular function: hydrolase activity, hydrolyzing N-glycosyl compounds. The transcript is spliced from 7 exons. The record is from RefSeq and is a predicted model, not a curated record. Lineage: Eukaryota; Viridiplantae; Streptophyta; Magnoliopsida; Fabales; Fabaceae. Gene Ontology annotation, biological process: cytokinin biosynthetic process. Bases 187 to 816 code for a protein of 209 amino acids. Gene Ontology annotation, cellular component: cytosol; nucleus.
CUUUCAACUUUGGUGAGUCAGCGUCAUCUUCUAUGAUGUGGUUAAGGACGUGUGCUGUGUGCCAUGUUCUGCCAUUAUAUAUAGUAUAGGUUCCUCAUAUACCAUCAACCGCUCAUUCAUCUAUUUUGUCUACCUUUGAGACACAGUGUGAGAGAGCAAGAAAAAAAAAUCAAAACAAAGAGGGAGAUGGAGAGAGAACUAGAGAUGAAGUUAUCCAAGUUCAAGAGGAUUUGUGUGUUCUGUGGCAGUAGUCCAGGGAACAAAACUAGCUACAAGGAUGCUGCUAUUGAGCUUGGAAAGGAAUUGGUAUCAAGAAAUAUUGAUCUAGUUUAUGGAGGAGGCAGCAUUGGUUUGAUGGGGUUGAUUUCUCAGGCUGUUUACAAUGGUGGUCGCCAUGUAAUUGGAGUUAUUCCCAAAACACUUAUGCCAAGAGAGCUUACUGGAGAAACAGUGGGGGAAGUAAAGGCAGUAGCAGACAUGCAUCAAAGGAAAGCAGAGAUGGCUAAGCAUUCUGAUGCCUUUAUUGCCUUACCUGGUGGCUAUGGGACACUUGAGGAGCUCCUUGAAGUGAUAACAUGGGCUCAACUUGGAAUUCAUGAUAAACCGGUGGGAUUGCUGAAUGUAGAUGGAUACUACAAUUCCCUUUUGUCUUUCAUUGACAAAGCUGUGGAGGAAGGCUUCAUCAGUCCCACUGCUCGCCACAUAAUUGUGUCUGCCCCAACACCAAAAGAGCUUGUAAAAAAGAUGGAGGAAUAUUUCCCAGUACAUGAAAGAGUUGCCUCCAAGCUAAGUUGGGAAAAUGGGCAUCAAGAUUAGCCCUAAAUUUGUGAAAUCUGAAGAUGAUUAGAAGAUGAAGAAAAAUUGAUGUAGAGGACAGUAGUUUGUCAGAAUUUCAGACAGAUAAGUAAGAAGUCUAUUACCGUAGAAGGACACAAUUUCCUGGAGCCGCAUUCUUUGUGCUCUUGUAUUUCCUUGUUAGUGUAAACUAUUAGAUAUGUUAAAAUCUAGCUAGGAAGUCUAACUACCCUGUUCAAUGUGGAUUAUGGUUUUUUUUCUACAAGACUCAUUCCAUUGAUCAAAAGGAGAUUUCGGGUAGAACUUUGAUAAUUUUUGUAAGAUGAUUGAUCUUAACUUUAUCUUCUUUUUUUCCUGCA